Molecule: messenger RNA, 3703 nt
Organism: Lingula anatina
Lineage: Eukaryota; Metazoa; Brachiopoda; Lingulata; Lingulida; Lingulidae
Product: RING finger protein 141-like
Biological process (GO): protein autoubiquitination
Molecular function (GO): ubiquitin-protein transferase activity
Source: RefSeq, a predicted model, not a curated record
CCAUAUUUUGAUGACGUACUUCACAUUGGUCAUCAGACAGAAAGAAAAAUAAUUGUAUAAAAUUGCGAAAUUUUUAUGAACCAGGACAGCAACAGAAGUAUGUUCCCACAGAAUAAGGGCAGUUUUACCUAGGAUCAAUAUCUCCUAGAAGAGCAGAAGGUAUCCAUGGGUCAGGGACAAAGCCUGCGUGAGAACGUCCCCUCACAGGUGGUGUGGGUGCAUGAUAAACUGAGGAACCAAGCCUCACAGCUCAAGGAAAUAGCUGCACUGAGUUAUGAAGAAUUCCUGGAGGCUGUGAGACAAGUAAAUGAAAUUACAGAGGCAUUUACAGAUGACACUGGGAAGAAGUUGGUAUUCCAGGUAAAACCAGGCACUGAUUCUACUCUGCUAUGGAAGGCUGCUGUCAGGAUUAGGUGCAUGAAGGUCAUGUCAGAGAGUGGUCAUGUGGAGUCUACCAGGAUACUGAACAUCAAGCAGUUUGUACGUCUGUAUCAUGAGAUUAUUGCACAAGCUGAGUCAUCUUCCUUGAACACAGACCCUAAGAGGACAGCUCUCACUGCCUCCAUUAUACUGUCAGAAGCUGACAGUUUGUCAUGUGCAUCUGAGGAAGCCAAUGAAUGUAUUAUUUGUAUGGAGAGAAAAGCUGAUGUCAUAUUACCAUGUGCUCACCUGUACUGUGAACAGUGUAUUGACAGGUGGAGUGUGUCAAGCCAUACGUGUCCCGUGUGCAGAGCCACAGUAAGCAGUACAGAUGAGACCUGGGUGCUAACAGAGAAACCAGACUCCUCCCAGAUGGCCUCAGAGAUGAAGGGCUAUGUGUUGGGUCUGGCUGACCGUGUAGGGAAACCACAAACAGAAGAUGAUGAGGAUGAUGAAGAGGAAGAAGAUUGGUAGUUAGAUGGUCUUUGCACUGAAGGAAUGGAGCUGUUUUAAGGCUCCUGAAUGAUGACUUGAAUUUUCCAUUUUUCUUCCUUUUAUCUUACUAAAAUGUCACCUUGAGUUGAACUAAUAUUUUUUGCUAAAUGUGAGAUCAGUGCCAUAUUCCCUUAUAAGCAGAGGAUCUGGGAAUGACACCAAAUGGAUGUCUGAUUCACAGAUUUUUUAAAUCAAAAAUCCAAUUUUUAUUGGCAUUUUUACAACUUAACCCCCCCCCCCUCCCCACCACCACCAUCAUAAUGCCACAGAACAUUUAUUCCCACUAUUUUUACAACCCAAAAUCAUGUUCAAACAAAGCGCAUUUUUUUUUUUUUUUUUUUGGACGGAUGGGCUGUCCCCCAGGUCUUCUGACAGUAGGGCAACAGGGGUGGAGAAUAAAAGGCAGGACUUGAUGUACCCAUCAGAAUUAUUUGCCAGGCAUUAGUGAUUUCUGUGGUCAUGGAACUAAAAUUUAAGUUGUACUUGCCCACAAGAGAAAGUGACAUGCUAAUGGAUCAUUUGUAGAGUGCCUGAGUGAACAGGGGCUCUGUGUUUAUAACUACAACAUUUUAUUAUUAUAUGUUUAUGUGCUUAGGUGCUUAAUUGAAGUAUUACAGGUAAUACCUACAUUUGAAUGCUUUCAAAAAUAUGGUUAUAAUCAGUGAACAGAUCUUAAAAUUGUAUAUUUUAUGUUCUAGCAAAAUGCAAGUAAAUUAUUCACCUCACUGAUUUAAGUAAAGUGGAAACACAUUAUGCAUAAUAUAAGUUUAUUCUGUAUGAUUACUGUGGUGGAACAGGGGUGGGGUGUAUUUGUUGUUUGUUUUGUAUCACCAACCUUUGGCCUCGAAAAAGAAAAUAGGUGACAGUAUAACAUAUCAAACAAAGCAAAAACCAACAAAAAUCAAUCCCUGUGCCCUACAAAUUAUGAUGAAAAAAACUUGUCCACUGUUUUAUAUUUGCCUCAUUCUGCCUACCAUUUAUUUUUCACCAAAUAUGGUGAAAAAAAGAGACUCAGUCUGAUGCUUCAGUUGAAGCCUACAAUGACUUAUUUAAAGUGUGCUAUCAAAAUGUUGGCUGUAUAUAUCUUAAUGCACACUAUAACUUACUUGAAGUAUACUUUUAGAAUAGAAGAUGUACAAAUAUUUACAGCACAUAUCCAGGUCUUCAGUAAAUGGUAUCCUGUCUUGGGCUUUUCUUGGCGGAAUAAAUUUUCCUUAAAAACAAAGAAUAAAAAAAAAGCAAUUUUCCAUUGCUCAACCCAUCCCUGCAUUUGGAUUUAUAGUAUUUUAUCAUAUCUAAUUAAGUUAUAUAGUUCUAAAUGACUGACAGUCAUUGAGACCUUGUCUUACUGUACAUUUCAGAUGGAAAUAUCCUCAUCAGAUACUUUUAUGUCAGGGGUUUUAUCACUCAAAGGUCUGACAUUGGGAAUGAUUUUGGAAGUGAUCUAAUAAAGAUAGCAUACCUUUUAACUUCUUUACCUGGCAUUUAAAUCAAUAUUUGGAUUUUCAAUGUCUUGUUUGCGUUAAUGGUCAAUCAAAUGUGAAACUGUGCAAUAAGUCUUGUACUCAGUUAUUGUAUUUGCUUUUUGUUUGACAUUCAAGAAAUGUUUAUUGUUUCAUAAGUAAAUUUAUUAAUGAAAUUUGAUACAGUUAAGUUACCUGGUGCAGAGCUUCACCAUAAAUAUGUCAUGAUGAAUGACAAUAUUAAUUACAACAUUAAAAGCAGUGAUUAAUUGUUCAAAGUAGAUUGUGUUGUCCCAUAAGUGUUCUUUGUAAACUUUCUAUAAGUCAUUUCAUGUUAAGUUUAUUUACUGGAGGCCUCAAGGCAGGGCUGGAUUCAUGCAGACUACUGUAAGCACAUGUUAAAGCCACUAUGGCUCAGGGGGGCACCAAACUUCCAGAGUUAAAAAUAAACAAAUGAAAGGUGGAAAAAUUCACCUAAAAUUAAGGAAAGUGAUAUUUGGAUUGCAGAGAGAAAAGAACAAUUAAGUACAAAUAUAUAAUAAGUACAUAGCAAUGGGAUGAGAUAUUUGGAUGGCAGAGAGGACAGAACAAAACAUUUAUAUUAUAUUAGAGCAGUGAGAUUUUUAAUAUGUAAAUCAUGCAGCACAAUAUACCUGUCCUAGUAUGAGAGAGCACCAUUGAGUUGGGAAGGCUGGGGACACUGAAUUCAACCCUGCAUGUAUGAAUAAUCCUGGGCUUCACUGAAUUAAUGGCAUUAUAAUGUUCCAAAAGUAAAUUUUAAAGCUGUGGGAAAACUGUGAUAUUUUUAUUUAUCAAUAAGCAUAUAUCGAACAAUUAUGAAUGGACUUUCAGCACAGAUUAUUGAGAGCGAUGUGAUUUCAUAAUUUUAUUUUUUUAUAAUUUUGAUUUCUUAGGCAUACAAUUAUAAUUCAUUCAUGUUAAUAUAUAUGCAUGUAUUUUUCAUUUUUGUGAAAUAUAUCUCACUUAAAAUGAUAUGCCUCUUUUCCAUAAUUUUAAGUCAAUGGUUCAUAGAGUGUAAUAAUUCCAAAAAUUCUGUUGUACUUUUCAAAUAGUUGACACUAAUGUUUCCAAGCAAGACUGAAUAGUCGGUCUCUAACACUGCUAUUCAUGUUUUCCCUUCCAUUGUACUAGUUCAAUAUACAUACAUGUAUAUAAUGUAAAAUAUAGGCAAAGAAAAUGUAAUUAAAAUUAAUAGGAGUACAGGAAGAGCAUUAUUUGGCCUGUUUCCAAGCAUAUGACAUAUUGUCAUUAGUUAUACGAUUGCUCCUACUCAAAAAUUGUAAUAUUUACCGAAAAUAAAAUGU